Oppiella nova is the source of this 880-nucleotide messenger RNA. Lineage: Eukaryota; Metazoa; Arthropoda; Arachnida; Sarcoptiformes; Oppiidae. The record is from the annotation of a GenBank genome assembly.
AUGUCUUCGUCAGCGACUGUGGCCACAGAGGAGCCGAAGACAAAGCCGUGUUGUAAGUCAAUGGCCCACAAGAAGCUCAUCAAAUGCAGUGAAGUAUUGACUCAAUUACCACUUUAUGGCAAUCCUUACCCGCCGUGCGAUCACGUGAUAACUGAAGAGUUGGGUUACAUUGAGAGUGGCGUCAGAGCCGUGCGACAAGAGAUGAGUCCAUACGUGGAUGCGGUCGUCAAUGGCAGUCAAAGAGUGGGACAGAUAUUGAACACAUCGUAUGAACACUCAAAAUCCACCUAUGAGUACAUAAGCUCUGAGGGAAACACUGUCGCCAAAGCGGCGUUCAUUACCGGCGGAGGACUUCUCGGACUUCUGAUAUCCGCCCGGAAAGGCUUCUUCAGGAAACUGUUUUACACGAGCGCUGGUCUGACCGCCGCGUCGGCCGCUUGUUAUCCACUGGAGGCCAAAGAGUUGUCACAAAUUGGCUUUUUUAUCGUCAAAACUAAAGGUCCAGAGAUGAUCAAAGAAUACACGGGCGUAGACCUGACCCGCAGGAAGGGCUCUAAGGAGAGCGCACCUCAAACUGAGUCCAAAAGCAUCGACACUAUUGGACAGGAAUCCAAUAAGACCACAAGUGAUGUGUCAAACAAGAAGUCCGAAGUGAAGGGAGACUUCGGAAUGGGUCGCAAAGAAGACCAAGACUUGUAUGCAAACAGGAGUUCAAAAUGAAAGCAUUUAUUUUGAGCUUAUAUUUAAUUAGUUAACAAAUAAUAGUUUCUACAAUCUAUACAAUAGUUAUGUUAAUUGAAUGACAAAUAAAUACAAAUUAAUUGAUUUAUGAGCAAAAUCUAAUAGUUGUAACAAUUUAAAAAUAGAGCAAACAUUGGGC